Messenger RNA from Ostrinia furnacalis (Asian corn borer), 3573 nucleotides. RefSeq names its product odorant receptor 49b-like. The record is from RefSeq and is a predicted model, not a curated record. Gene Ontology annotation, cellular component: plasma membrane. The transcript is spliced from 10 exons. Gene Ontology annotation, molecular function: olfactory receptor activity; odorant binding. Gene Ontology annotation, biological process: sensory perception of smell; detection of chemical stimulus involved in sensory perception of smell. The coding region runs from base 2510 to 3361 and encodes 283 amino acids. Lineage: Eukaryota; Metazoa; Arthropoda; Insecta; Lepidoptera; Crambidae.
CAGGGCGUACCCACCGACCACCUGUAUGCAGAGCCAAUGGUGCGGAUUGGUGCAGGUUGAGGAGUACCAGACUGGUUGGGGAAAGUGUUCGUGACAAAUUCCCGUUGCCUGCUGAGCACGCUGACCGUGAACGCCGGCCUGCAGUUCCUGGCGCUGCAGGAGCAGCUGGAGCGCGCCGCGGCGCCGGCGCUGGCCGACGAGGAGGUCGAGCGGCGACUCACGGGGCUCAUUCGUUACCAUCAGAAAUGUAUUCGAGCGCAGGCGUGGCGGACGCGGCCUACCGCUGCGGCUGGUACAGCCGGGGCAGGAGGAUUACUUCAUUACUCAAAGUCAUCAUUAUAAGAUCCCAGACUCCGGUCUACAUGGUUGCGACUAAAUUGGAGUUAGUGACACUCGAGAGUUUCGGAUUGCUCUUGAGCCGAGCGUGGUCCUACGCGUCUUUUCUAACAACUGUAUUUACAGAAGAUUUUUACUAAUUUGGAUUUGUAAGAAACAUUAGAUGUAAAAAAUAUAAAAGCACGCAAGUGAAAUGUAUAGUUUUCGUUAUACGUAUAACGAAACACAGAAUAAUUAAUAUAUGCUAUUAAUGUACUCUACAUAACUACGGGGUGGUCCAUACCAGACAGAUUUUUUAAAUAGGAACAGGGACCUGACCUGCCAGAUCCCGCCAGGAAAUUAGUACCAACUUAACAAAAUCCGUAAAGUUAGUUCUUCCUUUAUAUUAUUAGUCUGAAUUGAUUUUGAGAGAGUACAACCGUAUCUAAAUUGCAAUAAAACAUUUGAAUUAUUAUUAGAAAACAAAAAAGAAUAUUUCCAAGUUUUCAAAUAAAAAAUCAAAGCUCGUAAUCGGCAGGGAAACGAUUUUUUUUCCUGGCGGGGUCUCAUAGGUCCACAAAACUACUUUUAAAAAAUCCUUCUGGUCUAGUAGUUAGACCGUCCUGUGAAGUCCUGUGUAGUCCGUUUUCAUUUCGUUUUAACCAAAUUAAUUAUGACCCUGUUUGACAAGGCCUCCCCCUGUAUUGUCCAUUAAUCUGCAUUGUUUGGCCACGGUGUUCAGCGCUUACAAUUUUCUCAAUACAAAGAGUGCAGGUUUUAAAUAAGCAGGUACUUAAGUAGAGUUAUGUAUUAGUUUUAAACCAAUGUUUAUGCAAUGUGAUUAGUGUUCUAGUAGUACACAUUACUUUGGACUAGAUAGCACGAUGUAAAUUCCUAUUUAUUAUUUGUCAAUGUUUGAUAGGAAUAAUUCUGUUUAACAUUUACUUUUAUGUAAAGUUAAUAAGUGGUUAAAUGUUUGUAUAGUGCUGGUUUCCUUGGUACUAUAAACCUGUUUGUGAACUUUAUUCAGCUGGCUACAUAUUAAAUAUUCAGCUAUAAUAGAUGGGCUGGUUACAUUUAUUUAAUUUUAGAUACGUAUGACGCGGUUAUAAGUAGGUAGUACCUUUAUUUCAUAAUUUACUAUCGGGAAGUAUUAUUUACAUGUUACUUGUUUAUAAAGGUUGGUCACAACAGAGUACACAAUAAUUAUGUGUGUGUGUGUGUGUAUUUUGUGUAAUUAUUAUACACGAUAUGUGUAUCAACUGUCUUUUUCAAAUACAAUUAUUGCAUGGAAUAUGUUUAUUGCAUGUUGAACAAUGAUGAUUACCUAUCUAGUCUAGAAACUUAAUUUGAAACGAAACUGUAGUGUCACUUUAGUACUGAAACCGCCUCAUGGAUCGUUUCAAAAAACUCAACAAAAGUCACCAGAACAGCCUAGAACUGUGGCUAAAGGUUCUAGGGGUGUUCAGGAUGAACAUUUUUGUUCACUCGCUGAGUUUCUUCAAGAUUUGUUUGUUCAUAGUUAUUUAUAUGUUUAUUACGCUGGAUAUUUUGAAAAUGAUAGAUAGUACCCAAAACAGACUUUUACCUUUCUUUGUGUUUAAUACACUGAACACAACGUCACAGGGUAAGUCAAAGAGUAUACUAAUGAUUACGAAAGUAGAGUAGACUAAAGAAUUUCAGACUACACAAGGUUCUUGAAGGACUACUUACCUGAAGGAGCCCACCUACUUUAUGUGUAGGUCUACGGUCUACCAUACAUCAACAUCACUAGCAAUCAAUCUUAAUCCUUAAUAAAAUUGUAUAGCUCGACAAUUGAUUGUACCUCAGCAUUUCGACGUAGUGAGGUCCGCUUCCACUCUACAUUUAGAGCUUCUAGCCGCUUACAGGCUACAUAGUUACUUAUUAGCAGCUAGUGAUGCUAUAAGAGAGUCUAAUGCCUACUAAAUAUAGUUUAGCCCAGUUUCUUUAAUAUUUAUUAACUCCUUGUUGCAGCAAUCUUAAAAUGUUUUAUCUUCAACAUGCAUGGAAAGAAAAUUGUCCAUCUAAUAGUUACGAUCGAUGAAAUGAUGUUGUCAAAAGAGGAGAGAAGGCAGUCAACUCUCCCUUUGGAUAAAUACUACAGCACACAUUUUAUUAAUUUCGUAUUUAAAGGUUUUUAAAAUUUUUUUGGUUCUUAAGCCCAAGUUUUUCUAUGCAAUCAAGUUCUUUUAAAGCAUACUACCCAAAAAAUAAUUUGUUCUUAGGAGUGUUCUUGGCUGUAAUGGUUGAAGUCUUGAUAAAAACGUCCUCAGCGCUGGUGUGGCCGCUCGUCAACGUCUACUUGAAAGGAGACAUCGAAUGGGAGAUAUUAAUUGAACUAUUGACAGCCGUUAUUUACUUGUCGGUGAACAUAGUAUCAAUAACAUGUCGCUGUCUCCAGGGCGCCAUCGCCGUGAACGCGAGCUUCGUGUAUCUCUUGGUGCAAGCAGACAUAGAAAAUAUAAUGAAAAUGGAAUUUAAUGAAGAAAAAUUCGAGGAAACAAUAAUAAACUUAAUUCAAUAUCAUCAGAAAAUCAAUCGGCUAACUUGCGAGCUGAGAGAUAUUUUCACUAUUUUGUAUUGUGGAGAUCUUUUGGCGGCCUCACAAAAAUUGGGGUGCCAGGGUUUCACACUGAUGACUAUUAAUAGUAUUGACAUCCAAAGAUAUUUUGUACAAAUUUGGUACAUUAUCAAGACUGUCCUUUCGUUCUUCAUCUUGUACUGGCCAGGACAGCUGCUUGCAGAUAUGAGUGCGAGAGUGGCAACUGCAGCCUUCAGCAUCCGCUGGUAUACCAAGAAUAGGAGGAUUAGUACAUUAGUCAAUUUGAUUAUUUUGAGGUCACAAAGACCAGCGCACAUGACAUCGAAGUUUGAAUUAAUGACAUUGAGGAGUUUCGGAAAGGUAAGCGAUUGCGGGCCAUGCCAUGACCACAGGGAGGCACGGGAUCAAGACACCGGAUCUGCUAAACUCAGGCCAUCCCUGUUGUGCCGUGCGCCUACUGUAGAUCAAACAGUGCUUUCUUAAAAAUUAUAAUUAAUGCUAUUUAAAAUGAUGCGGCGCCGCGGCGUUCUCAUCUCAGUGACCUAGGCUGGAAUAAAGAGCAAUAAUUUUCAUAUUUUACAUUUCACUAUUUGAAAACUACUAGGUUAAGUAAUAGCUAGUAGUAAUUAGUAGUAAGUAAGUACUAACUAAUUUAUUCUUCUACUUGUUAACAGAUACUGGUCAAAGGAUGGUCG